Messenger RNA from Paralichthys olivaceus (Japanese flounder), 5061 nucleotides. Lineage: Eukaryota; Metazoa; Chordata; Actinopteri; Pleuronectiformes; Paralichthyidae. The record is from RefSeq and is a predicted model, not a curated record.
AUGACCGUGUGCUGCUCCCAAAAGAAGGAAUGUGAGCUGGAUGAAAACGCUCACCACCGCCUCGGCUGCGUCCGACCAGAGGAGCCAGAGCUCCUCCCGAUGGCAGCCUCCGGCCCUGCAGCGCUCAUGCUGAGUUCAGAGGACGUCGGAGUUGAGGACAUUAAAAACCCUCUGGACGAUGUGAAGGCCGGACUGUUGGACAGCUCCGGUCAGCAGCUCCCUCUGCAGGCCGUCCACCUGAAGUGCAAACUGAUGGACCUGCUCUCUCAGGUCAUAAUUUUCCAAAAAUACACCAACACCAGCUCCGUGUCCAUCGAGGCCAAGUACGUUUUCCCGUUGGACGAUUCUGCAGCUGUGUGUGGAUUUGAAGCGUUUAUCAAUGGGAAACACGUGGUGGGAAAGGUGAAGGAGAAGGAGACGGCUCGUAAGGAGUACAAAAAGGCUAUUGAGAAGGGCCAUGGGGCAUAUCUCAUGGAUCAGGACGCCCCCGACGUGUUCACCAUCAGCGUUGGCAAUCUGCCUCCCGGAGCCACCGUCCUCAUCAAAGUCACCUUCGUGUCCGAGCUGAUCGUCAGGGACGGGAGUAUUCUCUUCUCUGUGCCCGGGAGUGUGGCUCCGUGGCAGGAGAGCGCAGCGCUCAACCAGACCACACAGGUCACUGUGGAGAAAGUGUGUGUGACUGAUGAUGCAGCAAAUACAAGAGAGUUCAGCCUGGAUGUGUCGGUGGAGAUGCCCAACGAGAUCAGCAGCCUGCAGUGCAUCACUCACAAAGUCAAGGUCAAGAGAACCGACUGUAAGGCAGUAGUGAGCGUGCUGCCAGGACAGGUGAUGGGUCUGGAGGGUUUCCAGCUGUCGGUCAGUCUGUCCGAGGUCCACCUGCCCAGGAUGUGGGUGGAGAGACACCCGGACAAGGACAGUCAGGCGUGCAUGUUGGUUUUCUAUCCAGACUUCGAUGUCAGUUCCAGCUCAGAAUCCGAUGAAGUCGUCCUGUUGCUGGACACGUCUGAGUCCAUGAAGGGGGAGUCUCUCCGCAUGGCUCAGAGAAUCGCCCUCCAGGUCCUCAAGGCCCUCGGCAGCAACGUCAGACUCAACGUCGUUUUAUUUGGCACAGAUCACACCGAAGCGUUUCUGACAGCGCGGCCGCUCACUGAGGCUCGACAGGCGGCAGAGGGCUUCAUCAAGAACUUGUCUCCAGUGGGUGGCAGCACUGAGCUCUGGCGGCCCCUGAGGGCCCUCAGCCUGCUGCCUCCGUCACGUGGCAUCAGGAACCUGCUGCUGCUGUCGGACGGCCACAUCCAGAACGCAAACUUCACCCUGAAGCUGCUCAGAGACGACGUGCAGCACAGCCGCCUCUUCACCUGCGGCCUCAGUCCGACAGCCAAUCGGCACAUGCUGAGAGCUCUGGCCCAGGCCGGGGGCGGAGCCUACGAGUUCUUUGACACGAAGGUCAAACACAGCUGGUCAGAGAAGGUGUCACGUCAGGUGAAGCGCGUUGCGUCUCCUGGCUGCAGCUCAGUGUCUGUGAAGUGGCAGCAGUUCAACCCGACAGCGCCCGCUCCUGUGCAAGCGCCCAAACAGCUCCACGCUCUGUUCAACGACUGUCACACGCUGGUGUACGGCUUUGUGCCGCACUGCACUCAGGCCAGCCUCCACGGGAACCUGAGUGGUCAGGAGCUCAACACCAUGGUGUCGACGAGUGAGCUGCAGAAGACGAGAGGCACGUUCCUUCACAAGCUCACAGCCAGAGCCCUCAUCAGGGAUUACGAAGAUGGAAGCCUGGAUACAGACGAGGCUGAACAUGAGGGGAAGAAGGCGGAGUUGAAGUCCUUCGUCAUCGAGUUGAGCAAAGAGUUCUCCAUCCUGUCUCAGUUCACCAGCUUUGUGGCCAUUGAGGAGAGGGACCCGGAGGAACCGGAGGAGGGUUUUACAGACAUCCCCGAGUUGAUCGCAGAGGAGGAUGUGGACUUCCUCCCCUACAUCAGCUGGAAUGAGGAGGAUCUUUCUGAGCUUGACGUGAAUCACAUAUUAAAGUGUCUUGAAAGCCAUGACGGCAUGCCUCAGCGUUACUUUGAAGAAAAGGUAUCUGCACAGAUUCAGCGUCGAGGUGUAUUGAGAGGCUCGAUCUCUCCAGAGAGUUCAUCGGAUUACAGCAGCUCAUCGGCUUCAUCGGGCGAUGCGAAUGCGAUGGAUGACUAUGACUUUUACGUUGAGCUAACUGAACCAGACUUCCUGGAGUCCAGAGAAAAGAAACCAGAAGUGGAAUCUGUCCUGGAGUGUGGAUCUUUUCUGUGGUCUUCUUUACUUGCCCACAGCUCAAUUCAAACCCCUCCGAUCCCUCCAGCUCCAGCUCCAGCUCCAGCUACAGCUCCAGCUAUAGAUCUAUCAUCUCCUUGGCGCAUGUCUUCAAUUACCCGUCGCUCACUUCAAACCUCUCCGAUCUCACGGCCUCCACCUCUAUUUUCUCGUUUGGAGUUGUCUUCAAUUACCCGUUGCUCACUUCAAACCUCUCCAAUCUCACGGCAUCCACCUCUAUUUUCUCGUUCAGGGUCGUCUUCAUUUACCCAAAGCUCAAUUCAAACCUCUCCGAUCCCACCGCCUCCACCUCCAGCUACAGCUACAGCUCCACCUCCAGCUCCAUCAUAUGAUUGGCAGAUGUCUUUUUCUACCCAAAGCUCAAUUCCAACCUCUCCGAUCCCACCGCCUCCUCCUCCACCUCCACCUCCAGCUCCAUCAUUUGAUUUGCAGAUGUCUUUUUCUACCCAAAGCUCAAUUCCAACCUCUCCGAUCCCACCGCCUCCUCCUCCACCUCCACCUCCACCUCCAGCUCCAUCAUCUCAUUUGCAGAUGUCUUUUUCUACCCAAAGCUCAAUUCCAACCUCUCCGAUCCCUCCUCCUCCGCCUCCAGCUGAAUUCGUUCGUCCGCGGUCUUCUUCAUCUACUCUAGGCUCAAUUGAAGCCUCUCUGAUCCCUCCACCUCCACGUCCAUCUUCACCUCUUAGUUUGCAGUUGUCUUCACUUAACAGCUCAAUUCAAGCCUCUCCCAUGAAGAUGGCUCGAAAAUGUAUGGGGAGGAGAAGGUCAGCGCGCUUUGCUAGAUCUUCCCCUGAUAUCCCCGAACCCUCCGGCAGCGCACCUUUCGCAUCUGCUGCAUCUGGCGGGAGCAGCCCAGGGUUCAGAAGGUGGCAUCUUGAGUCAUCUCAAAAAACAGAAGCGCUUCUGACUAAGACAGAAUCUUCAGAUCACAUCGUAGCAUUGCAGCAGGGUGAGCCAAGAGAGGAAAGCGGAUUCAUCCCGCGGAGUUUGCAUACGAAGCUUCCCUUCCCCCAGGAUCAACCUCAAAGUUUCCAAUAUGGCAGUGCUAAACGCUCAGGUCUCAGGUCAGGAGGGAUCCAGAGGGAGCCUGCAUCAACUGAAUCAUCUAGAAACAGGAUGCACAGACAAUGUUCAGCUCAAUAUAUCAGUCCAACACUUCUCCCGGGGGGAAUGUGGGAAGAACUUGAUGCGACGAUGUCCAGAUGGGAAAAGAUUUUCCAGAUGCAACAUUCGGAGGGCUACUGGGAGUUGACCACAGAACUGUAUCAAUACAUGAAAGUUAACAUCGACCGCUUUGUCAACGUGUUCCUGAAAGACAAAGGCAUCUGCUCUCUGGGUGUGAGGGCCCACACAGACAUCCUGAGGCUGGUGGCAACUCUUCUGGUUCUGCAGAUGAUGAGGGAGGAGAAACUGGAGGAAGGCAAACUGCUCCGCACCCUCUUCUGUCUGGAUGACUCCACUCAGCCCAGGCCACAGCGCUGGGAGGAGGUGAAGAAGGCGGUGGAGUGGGUUUGCUGGGCCGACAAACAGUACCCAUGCAUCUACAGCCGGCUGGAGUUUGGUCGGAGCUGGGAGUCGUCCACCCGUCAGCUGCUGGGCUACGAAGGCCUGCCCCCCUUCUCGACACUCAGAGGUCAGAUCCCCCCUCUACUGGUCCAUGAAGAGAAGAUGGCGUGAGAGAAAGUGAAACGCCUACGAUUUAUUUUUACAUUCUGUGGACAUGCACGUCAUUUAACUAGAACAUAGCGCGUCCCUCCACCAGGGCCAAACUGUGUCCUCAUGGAACCACAUUUAAAUCCACUGGAUCACAAAUCCACGGAUGCAAACUGCCUCGUGCCAACAGCGCUGUUGGUGUUGGAAAUGUUUUAAUUCGACUUGUUUUGAACGCCACCGUCUCUCUGAGUGUCUGCCACGUACCUCCAUUUUCUGGACAAUCGAUCAUCGUCUAAUGGGGGACGUCCAGCGAAAUAAUUCUCCAUGUCGGGAAGCAAAAGUCGCCUCAGACUGGAUUCAUGAUCAUUAACAAUGGGUUCUGUGUGUUUCGCAGAGAGCCCCUCCAGUCACCAGACAUCGGAGUUUUAAUAGGCGGGAAAUCGUAAUGUCCGCGGAACACGAGUCUAGACACUCUUUAUUUUCUCCAACUGAAACCUUGGACUCACGUGCAUGUUUUCAUCCAGUUACUGUUUUCUUUCAGAUUGAAUUGUUUUUUAAAUCAUGAUUUUUGGGAGGUGGGGGUUUCUGGUGACAGUUGUUUUGAAUCAUAUUCACUUUUCUUCAAUUUCAACCUGUGAUGAUGGUUUAGUAUCUUUCAUGACGGAGUAGAGGAAGGUGCAGGACUGAGCGCAGUGUUAAACACAAUGAUCCAUUCUGUCCUACAGAGGCUACUUGUAUUAACUGAGUUAUAUCUGACCUUCUAGCUUCAUUUAUACUAUAAUUACAAAAUGUGCAUAAUAACCUGAAGGCCUUUCCUGUGCUUUGGCUUUUGAAGACAGAAAAUAUAAACAUCACAAUCUUUCCUUUCUGUUUUCUCACCUUCGCUUCACUAACGACUUUACAUUCCUUCACAUCAGUAUCCACACACACUGUGCGCUGCCAUGAAAACAACUGUAAGUUUCUCAUUUGCAGAAAUAAAUGAUAAUAUGAACCAAAAAAAAUCUUUUCAGCUCUGGAAACUGUUCGAAUAACCAUUAAUGCAAAAUGUAAAAUAAGCUGUUCUGUCCUCAGCUUAAUAAAGUCAUGUAAACUCUG